Molecule: messenger RNA, 4182 nt
Organism: Biomphalaria glabrata
Lineage: Eukaryota; Metazoa; Mollusca; Gastropoda; Planorbidae
Product: QRFP-like peptide receptor
Exons: 6
Coding region: 460-1716 (418 amino acids)
Biological process (GO): G protein-coupled receptor signaling pathway
Cellular component (GO): plasma membrane
Molecular function (GO): G protein-coupled receptor activity
Source: RefSeq, a predicted model, not a curated record
GGCCCAGAGGCGAGUUUGUCGGGUGGCUAAAGAAGGGGAGAGCAAGGCGGCGGUAUUGUUUGAAAUAACAGUUCAGUUUGGAUUCACCUAAAUACAGGACUUGGACCAUCUAUCUGUGUGUGUGUGUGUGGGUCCAAGGUAAGGGAGACAAAAGGGCAUUGUGUUGACACUGCUAAGCAAGUGAGUACUCUCAUUAACCACGGAUUACUCUGUACUCACGCUCCAUUCAGCAGUCAAUGGGAUCUAACUCUGUACUGACAUAACAUAAGAAAUAUUUGCCGUGAUAACUAAAAUCCGAACAAAUGAAUGGUGAUGGAACAAUCGACAAUUUGCUGGAUUGCUGCCCUUUGAAAAGUAAAGAGCAGACGUGAGCGACGUCACCGCCUGCGAGUGUAAAGGAGUACUUCUUAACAGGAGUGGGGGGACUGUUCCUGAUGAGAGGACGGGUGGCGAGCAAGGAUGGUGGACUUCAGCAGCGUCGAUGUGUCUUCGAUUGAUAUCCAUUACGAAGCAAGCAGAGGUGCUGGUAACACCUCAUCCUUGGUGAACAUGGCUAUCAGCGAGACCGGCCACGCAGCUACAGGUGUAUUUCUCAGUACAGGGACUAAUAGCAGUCUGAAUUCUACGGGUCCACCAGGGGACCCAGUACCGUUAUACAUUAUGGUCUGGGUCAUGACAGCCAAUAUUCUCGUCUUCCUGACUGGUGCGCUGGGCAACUUGCUGGUCAUCCUGGUGGUCAUCUGUGUCCGCGAAAUGAAGACGGCCACUAAUCUUUGCCUGAUGAACUUAUCAGUGGCUGACCUUCUGGUUCUAGUUAUCUGCCAACCGUCCGCCAUGCUUGAGUUUAUUUGUCACGAGAAGUGGUUGCUAGGAAACGCCAUGUGUAAACUCACCGUCUAUCUGGAAAAUCUGGUAACUGUGGCGUCCAUUCUGAUUAUUCUUGCGGUCAGCAUGGAGCGCUUCUGGGCGGUCUACUACCCUCUGAAGACACACACUUCCGGUUCCAAAUCCAAAGCGAUGAUCACGAUGGCCGUGAUCUGGGUGACGUCAGCAGCUGUCACCUCUCCUUUCCUGAUAACGACAGUCGUUGACCAACAGUACCAUAACAUCGAGAACCAAUAUGUGGACGUCUGCAUCACACCUACCCAGUACACCUGGCACAAGUUUUAUAUUAUAGCUUGCUUUAUCCUCAUCUUUGCUAUCCCAAUGAUUCUACUGGCCAUACUCUACGCUCUGAUCAUAUUUAAGAUCACGCGGGAGACAAUGGACUGUAAACAAAUGACUCAAUCUGCCAAGAACCAAUCGCAGCAGAACAGACGUCAGCUGGUGGGCAUGCUUUUAGGAAUCAUCAUCCUCUUCUUUAUCUGCCUGCUCCCCUUCCGCAUCAUGGCCAUCUGGAUUGCCUUUGCCGCUGACAACAUUGUGGUCAAGCUGGGUGUCGAGCCCUCUCUGAACCUGUUGUACGUCUGCCGCCUGCUCAUCUACGUCAACAGCGCGGGCAACCCGAUUAUCUACAACAUGGUGUCUACCAAGUUCCGGCGGGCUUUCCAGAGAGUGAUCAGAACAUACUGCUGCAUGUGCAAGAAGAAGAUGGUCACGGGCAGAGGCGUUUCCAACGGCACGUUCUCACACGCCACAAGAAUGACGACCAUGUCUCAUUACAGCACCGUAGAGCAAGACACCAAUGACGUGUCCGACACCGGGGACGCUGUUUGAAUCAGUGACGUCCUUGUUGUACUAGCGUGACUUCUUGGUCGAUGUUGAAGACGGCUGUGUGUACUCUGACCUGACUCUUUCGUUGGAUUUCUGGGCCGAGGAUAAAUACAGGGGCAGAUAAAUAUUAAAACUCUUGAACACACAGCGAGUCUCUUGUGAGAGUUUUUUAAAUCGCUUGAGGGAGUUGGAAAAUGACUGAAUUAUUUGAGAAUAAGAGCUGCAGAGUUUUCAAAACUGUUCAUUACAAUACUCUCUCUCUCGAUCUCUCUUUCUCUUUUUCUCUCCAUUUUUCCCUGCAUCGUUCUUUGAUUUCUCUCUUGAGUUCUCUCCAUAUCUUCGUAUUAAAUCUCAAACGUUCAUUUUAUAUCCUGUAACAUAGUGUACAAUGCUAAAUUAAAUUGUUUAUAACAUUAGAUCUCUUGUACAUUCGUAUUGUGUUCCCUUCUUUGUGCCAUAAACAUAUGUAUGGUGUCAUUGAUUAGAGUGAAUGACUACAAGUGGAUAUUGGCUCAAAUCUUUAAUGAAGUCUCAACAUUUCGAUGCUUAUUUUGUAACAAGAUAUUGUAAUGUAUGUAAUUGUGUGUGUUUCUUUAAUUCAGAUAGCAGUCCUCCCCCCCCCCACACCCCUCAAAACAAACUUAACAUUUAAAUCAACUAGAUCGAGCUCUUUGUUGAAUAAAAACGUUUUUCUCAAUUCGGUGGGUGAGCGAAAAUAAAUUCACUUCCAACAGUAUACUUACAGUGUCACCUUCGUGGCCAUAGAGUGUCAUCCUGUUUUAAUCUUUCAACCAUACCGGUAAUAUAUAAGGAAUUGCAAUACUGCAAUCAUCGCUUUGAAUUAUUUAAUGAUAAAAUCUUAGAACACAAUGUAAAAACAUAUUGCUGAAAUGUAUUUAAUGUAAUUUCAGGAAAUAAUUUUUGGCUUUCUAAAUAGAUAAAAAGAUUCGUUAACCAAUUUUAUUUGGCAGGUUAAGAAUAUAAAAUAUUGGAUUAUGUGUCAUUGUAAAUAGGAAUAUAUAAUAAACAAUAUCAAUUAUAUGUUAAUACACUGUAUUUUUAUUCCCAUUUUCAGAUUUGUAAUAAUAUACAAGGAGUUUGGUCAGUACUUGUUCAAAGAUUUAUAAUGUUUGGAUUUUUAUGUUUACAGUUUGCUUUAUGUUAUGUUAGAAGUCCACGUCACUUCCUGUAACUUUUCAACCUAUUUGUCCUCUAGAUAACAUGUUACAUCUCCUCUCAUAAUAUCAAUGUCAAGGAGAAUGCCUCUCAAAGACUUUGUUUAAUUUAUCUUUGCUUUAUGUUUAUUAUCAAUCUAUACCACUGAACGUUGUCAAUACUGCUAAAUGUAAUAUCAGGAUGAUCUGCCCUUAUCUCAUUGUACAGACCUAUCAUUGUACAGACCUAUCAUUGUACUGUACUGGACCAUCGCUUCAUUGCAUUGUUCUGGACCAUUAUGUCAUUGUAGAUAUUGCCAAACCAUUGGUCACAAAAUACUUACUCUACACUGCCUUUAAGAUUGAAUUCCAUUAUUGUAUUAAUUCGUUCAUCUUUAGGCUGUCCUAAUAUUGUUUCAAUCAGAUGACAAUAUAUUUUAUUGGGUUUAUAAUACAUUAUUAGUGUAUUUAAAUUAUUUUGAAAUUGACAUUUUACUCAAUAUUGGUAAAAAGACAUUGUAUAUAUAUUAUUAUUAAAUAUAUAUAAUAUUAUUCUAGUGUAAAAAUGAAUUCGUCUUUUGGUUUAUGUGUGUUGCUUUUAAGUUGAAAUUUAUUAAAGUUUGCUUGAUGUAAUCAAGUACUAUUAUAAUGUUAUGCUAGUUUGUUCUUUGUAGUUUAUUUGUAACCAUUGUAAAAACAAAGCGGAUAAUUUAGCUGCUUCGAAAGAGGCUGGUUUGAGUUUUUAAAAAAAGGAAAAACCGACAGGAUAUAAUAAAAAAUUAGAGCCCAAAUGAAAAUGUCUUGUUACCGGUAGUAUGCGACGUUUUGGAGGUGUCAUCAUAUUUGGUUAUACUGCUUCGAUUUGUCGCAGUGCAUAAAAUAGUGGUCAGAAAUUGUGUACUUAAUGUAUGGUGCUUUAUUAUUUAUACGAACUGGUUUUCAUCUUAUAGUAUUGUUUAACUGUUAAUGUUCAUUUAGAAAGUGGUACACAAGCUAGAACAUUGACAUGGCCUAACAAUGACCAAAGUUCACGGUACAUGCUACCUACCGAGUUCCCUUCUUUCUUUCUAUCAACUCACUCUGUCUGUCUGUCUGGUAACAAGUUUGUAGGCGUUUUUCUCCCACACCCAAUCUCGGAUUAAACUGAAAUUUUGCACAAUUUUGUUACUUAGAAGAAGUUAAUGGAUUUGAAGGGUGCAAAAAAUUAGCUAGAAUUAUAUAUAUUGACUUUAUAGAUUUUCUUCAUAAUUAGCAAUACUAGUCUAUAUUUGAACCAAACUACCUUUAUGGCCACACGACGGCAAAUCUUUCAAAA